ACACAUGCAAAACCCGGUCAUCAACCAACAAAGCGUUUCAUAUAGCCCCUGUGGCUACGCAGUAGCUUGUAUAUAGAUUAGGCAUGUAAUAUUCCUAUUCGUUUCUGACUAUUCCGUACAUACAUAUGCAGGUAGAUGCAGAAGUCUCGAGAGUGGCCUGAUAUAAUAUUAUACCCGCUUUCGGAUUAUGAACGGCGAUAAGGCGAAUUACGCGCAGGUUUCACUCUCAGAAUCCUCCAGGCUUACCAAUAUAAUACAACAUAAUAUAUAGCUAAUAUAUCAUAUACGAUGAUUCCGGAAUAUCUGUGUUAAAAGGUUAAAGAAAAAUCCAGAAAAGAAGGGAAUGAAUUAAGUCAACAAAUCAAUAAAAUAUGCACUCAGCACAAGUUCAGUCUUGGACCCAAGGUCCACGGUAUGUCUCGGUUGACAAUCCACCCACACCAUCAGAUAGCCAAGUCCAACUCCGCGUCUUGGCUGCUGGGGUUCACCAAAUAGUUCGCUCCCGCGCCUCGGGAGCCCACUACUCAGCCAGAGAACUCCCUCACACCGUCGGUAUCGACUGUGUCGGCACAGACGAGUCCACAGGCAAGCUCUAUUAUGCCUUUACUUUGCAGGGCGGCACGUUUGCCGAACGUAUCAACGUUGAUAAGUCCAGCGUCUAUCCGCUACCUGAUCAUGUCAAUCCAGCAUCAUUCGCCGCGAACCUCAAUCCUGCCAUGAGCAGCUGGAUGGCUAUCACUCAGCGUACCACUAAUCUACCCAAGGACUUUACUACCGUCAUCAUUGGUGCGACGAGUGCUAGUGGUCGCUUGGCCGUACACUCGGCGAAGGCGCUAGGGGCUGGCAAGGUCAUCGGUAUCGCGCGGAACAGCGAGACUUUAGCCGACGUUGACGGCCUCGAUGAUUGCAUCGUGCUCCAAGAUCCAGUAGCCGAAACUGACUUUUCCAAAGCCCAUGACGUUGAUGUCAUCUUGGAUUACGUCUAUGGUGACGCGAUGGUGCAUCUACUUACAUCGCUAAGCCGGGCCAAGCAGCCGGUACAGUACGUCCAAAUCGGGGGUCUUUCUCAGCAUACUCCCCAAAUACCCUCCCGUCUCCUCCGGUCCUUUGACCUAACUAUCCGGGGAGCGGGUGCAGGUUCCUGGAGCAUAUCGGCGCUGAUGAAGGAGCUGCGCACGAUGGUUCCGACGGUAGCCAGCUGGAAGCUGACCCCCGCCUGGUCUGUGCAACUUAAGGACAUCGAAGAGACUUGGGACGACGCAUCGUUAAAGGUCAAGGGUAGAGUAGUUUAUGUGCCAUAGACCGUUGCCUGGGACAGGCUUUCCUGAUGGAGAAGCUUUUUGUAAAAAUCCUCAAGAAAUAAAUUGUCUAUUUCCCACCGUCUGUGCCUCGUUGGAAUAUACCAUGCCUGUCUAUGCAAACUCUCGGCGUCAGCAGAUUGUCAUCCUAAAAUACAAAGUCAUCAGGAUUCUAGUAACCCCAAUGAUUUCAAUUUAUCACGUCACUCCUUAAUUCAUAUUGUCAUGUGGUUACCAAGAUCUUAACGCCAACUCAAUUCUGAGGCGAUUAUUUAUCGUCCCAGUUAAAGGCUGGCUGGUUGGUCGAGUAUAAGGUAUACACUAUCCUCUCCCGUACGUUCAACACUUGUUUUGGAGUUAAACUGACGACAUUACGAA
Daldinia decipiens is the source of this 1676-nucleotide messenger RNA. RefSeq lists its product as uncharacterized. Bases 372 to 1301 code for a protein of 309 amino acids. The transcript has a single exon. The record is from RefSeq and is a predicted model, not a curated record. Lineage: Eukaryota; Fungi; Ascomycota; Sordariomycetes; Xylariales; Hypoxylaceae.